Sorghum bicolor (sorghum) is the source of this 1303-nucleotide messenger RNA. RefSeq lists its product as uncharacterized. Lineage: Eukaryota; Viridiplantae; Streptophyta; Magnoliopsida; Poales; Poaceae. The record is from RefSeq and is a predicted model, not a curated record. The transcript is spliced from 4 exons. Bases 246 to 1106 code for a protein of 286 amino acids.
GUUGGCCACAAAAGAACUCCGGCUUAGGGCCUAGUUGAGCUCAGUUGAUUAGCUAAAGGCAGAGCGCAUUAGAUGCCUUGCUUGCGGUGGCCGACGACGCAAAGCACCAUGCCGGCUGCCGGCCGGGGGCAUGCAUGGCGCACAAGAUGAUGCCAUGGAUAAAAGCAAAAGACGGAAAGAAAACGGAGAAGACAAGAUCACCCGCCAUCUGACAGCAAAUAGAGCUGAACAAUCCAGUCAAGCGCAUGGAACCGUCUCUGUGCACUCCGCACGCCACGGUGACCGCAGGAGCAAAUGCCGCUCCGCUGCUAUCAUCCGUGCGCCACCGCGGCGCGCACAGGGGUGGCGGCGCCGUGCGCGCCCACCGCCACCACAAGGGGACGGCGGGGGAGACGGGCGAUCUCCACCAGAACCAGCAGGCGGUCUCGGCGACGGGACGAGGCCCGCGGGCGACGCCCAACGCCGCGCUGAAGGUGGGCGCCGGCGUGGCGCUGGCGCUGGCGCUAGGCGGCGUCUCGUGGACGGCGCGCGGCGGGAGCGCCGGCGCCGGCCCCGUCACGCAGCCGGCCAUGGUGUGCGCCCUCAACGCCGUCACCGACGCCGCGCUCCGCGCCUCCACGGAGCAGCGCGGCGCGGCUACCAUGAAGACCAGCGUGGACGCGCUCUCGGACUCUCUGUUCCGGCGCGAGGACUCGCCCAGGGACCGUGCCACGCUCAUGGACCUCGUCUUUGAGCAAGUCACCAAAGAGCAUAUCACCGACAGGGGGAAGCUGACGAGCCUGCUGCAGAAGGAGUUCUCUGCUUCCCGCGACUCCGAAAGGAAGCUUGACCUCGGAUUGCUGCUCACUGACGUUCUGAUCAAUCAGAGAGACUGGCAGAGGGCGAAAGAAGUUUGCCAGCAGCUCACAGGACGAUACCAGCGUGACUCGAGGCCUUACCUUCACUUGGCUGUGAUCAACAUGAUGAUUGCAGUGGAAGCCAUGCUGUCCCCUGACACGGCCACCAACGACGACAUUGAGAAGAUGACCAAGACUGCCAUGGACGCCUGGAAGGAGUUCAAGAACAAGAGCGAGCUAGCCAAGGGGGCAGCAGAUUCCACCGCCUGAUAGCUGAUAUAACACCACCGUGCUUGCAGUUUGCCUGACGCUGAAGAUUUCUAUUGAGUGCUGACUGAUCCAGGGAUGACUGAUGAAUCUGUGUGUCUUGUGAUUGUCAAGUCGUUUCAAUUCCAAUGCCUGUCACUAAAUUUUCUAAUUUUUUUUUACAGUGUAUAUUUUAUUUACAAAAAGUUCUAGUUUGUCAA